AUGAAGAAUAGUUUGGUUUUCUCGUUGAUUUCUCUGAUAGGAUUGAGUGGAUUUGUGGGAGUACUAUGCCAAGGAGGGGCGUUGUGCAAUAGCUUUUAUGAGACGAGUUGCCCCCUUGCUGAGCAUAUUGUUCAAAGCAUCACUUGGAAAUAUGUUGCUAGCAAUUUUACUUUGCCUGCAAAAUUUCUAAGAAUGCAUUUUCAUGAUUGCUUUGUCAGGGGUUGCGAUGGCUCAGUGCUGUUGGAUUCUACAGCAAAUAACUCAGCGGAAAAGGAGGCAAUUCCAAACCAAUCCUUGGCAGGAUUUGAUGUUAUUGAUGAGAUCAAGAGCAAGCUAGAGGAGACAUGUCCUGGAGUAGUCUCUUGUGCGGAUAUCUUAGCUUUAGUAGCUAGAGACUCGGUUUCCUUCCAGUUUGGAAAGCCAUUGUGGGAAGUGCCAACAGGGAGAAGAGAUGGAACCAUUUCCAGAGCUUCCGAGGCUCUUGCCAACAUUCCUUCACCUUUCUUCAACUUCGCCACCCUGAAACAAUCUUUUGCCAACAAAGGCCUUACAGUUCAGGAUCUUGUUGUUUUGUCAGGUGGACACACUAUUGGAGUAGGACAUUGCAAUUUCUUCAGCAACAGGCUAUACAAUUUCACAGGAAAAGGUGAUGCAGAUCCAUCUCUAAACUCAACUUAUGCUGAUUUCUUGAAAACAAAAUGCCAAAGCCUCUCAGACAACACAACUAUAGUGGAAAUGGACCCUGGAAGCUCCCUAUCUUUUGACAACAAUUACUUCACAAUCUUGAAGCAAAACGAAGGUCUCUUCCAAUCUGACGCCGCCCUAUUAACAGACCAGGGCUCUAGCAAUAUUGUUGAUGAGAUGCUUAAUUCGAAAACAUUCUUCACUGAAUUUAGACAAUCAAUGGUAAGGAUGGGGACAAUUGAAGUGCUUACAGGAAGUGCAGGAGAGAUCAGAAAAAAGUGUACUGUGAUCAAUCCGGUGAAAAUGAAGGCUGGAUAUAGCAUUUUCGUUCUCUUUGUUUCUCUUGCUUUGUUUGGAAUAGUUGAGGUUUGCAAUGCACGUGGUGCGCAUGGGUUUAGUAACCUGAGUUACAACUACUAUAGGAGAACUUGCCCACGGGCUGAGAAGAUUGUUAGAGGCAUCAUCCGGGAAAGAGCCCGGACUAAUCCAGCUUUGGGUGCUAAACUUAUCAGGAUGCAGUUCCAUGACUGCUUUGUUAGGGGAUGUGAUGCAUCUGUGCUGCUGGACACAGUCAAUAGCAGUUUUCCGUCUGAGAAGAAAGCAGUUCCUAAUCUAUCUUUGUCUGGUUUCGACGUGAUCGACGACAUCAAGACUGCACUCGAAAAAGCUUGCCCAAAGGUUGUUUCCUGUGCUGACAUUCUUGCCUUGGCAGCUCGUGAUGCAGUUUCUGCCCCGUUUGGGAGGCGCCUCUGGGACGUGCCUCUUGGAAGGAGAGACGGUAGAAUUUCCCUUGCAUCUGAGAUCAAUGGAAACAUCCCUGGACCCUCUGCAAAUUUCAGCAGCCUGUUGCAAACAUUCAACAAGAAAGGUCUUGAUGUUAAUGAUCUCGUAAUUCUUUCAGGUGCACAUACCAUCGGUGUUUCUCACUGUGGAGCUUUCUCAAGGAGGCUUUACAACUUCACCGGCAAAGGCGAUGCUGACCCUAGCUUGGACCGAACAUACGCCAUCUUCCUGAGAAAGCAGUGUCCCAACCCCGCAAGUCAGACAAUCACUGUGGAAAUGGAUCCUGGAAGUUCACUGAAAUUCGACACGCAUUACUACGACGUCUUGCUGCAAAACAAGGGGCUUUUCCAAUCCGAUGCUGCACUUCUUACAGACGGGCACUCGAGAGGGUUGGUGACUACGUUACGAAGAAAACGUUCAUUUUUCCCUGCCUUUGCGACAUCAAUGAUGAAGAUGGGAGCCAUUGAAGUUCUCACUGGAAAUGCAGGAGAAAUCAGGGCAAACUGCCGUGUUGUCAAUCCAUGA
Messenger RNA from Theobroma cacao (cacao), 1992 nucleotides. RefSeq names its product peroxidase 24-like. The record is from RefSeq and is a predicted model, not a curated record. Gene Ontology annotation, biological process: response to oxidative stress; hydrogen peroxide catabolic process. Gene Ontology annotation, molecular function: peroxidase activity; heme binding. Lineage: Eukaryota; Viridiplantae; Streptophyta; Magnoliopsida; Malvales; Malvaceae.